GCCGUCAGGAAAGAGAGACGCUGGACUCCUCGGUCGGUCCAGCUUCAUCAACUUCUCAGUUUUCCAUGGACAGACUGAACUUUUAGCGUCGAGGACUGCAGCUGAACUUUACCCCGAGUUUGUGUGCUUGUUGUGUUCCUGCCUGUCGGACCCAACACGAUGUCUGCCUCCGCGAUAUUCGUGCUGGACCUGAAGGGGAAGGUGCUGAUUUGUCGGAACUACAAAGGCGAUGUGAACAUGGCCGAGAUUGACCACUUCAUGCCUUUACUCAUGGAACAUGAAGAGGAAGGCCUGCUGUGUCCUGUGCUGUCUCACGGCAAUGUUCACUUCAUGUGGAUCAAACACAGCAACCUCUACCGUAUCCUUGUUGUGGCCACCACAAAUAAGAACUCCAACGCCUCCCUUGUUUACUCAUUUCUCUACAAACUCGUCGAGGUGUUCACGGAGUACUUCAAAGAGCUGGAGGAGGAGAGCAUCCAGGACAAUUUUGUGGUUGUUUAUGAGCUGCUGGAUGAGCUGAUGGAUUUUGGAUUUCCUCAGACGACUGACAGCAAAAUUCUACAGGAGUACAUCACACAGGAGGGUGCCAAGCUUGAGGUGGCAAAGACAAAAGUACCGACCACCGUCACCAACGCUGUGUCCUGGCGAUCGGAGGGCAUCAAAUACAAAAAGAAUGAAGUCUUCAUUGAUGUUAUUGAGUCGAUCAAUGUGUUGGUGAAUGCCAACGGCAGUGUGAUGAGCAGUGACAUUGUAGGCAGCAUCAAGCUGAAGACCAUGCUUUCUGGGAUGCCUGAACUGCGCCUGGGCCUCAACGAUCGUGUGCUUUUCGCGCUCACUGGACGUGACAAAGGGAAGACAGUUGUGAUGGAGGACGUGAAGUUUCAUCAGUGUGUCCGUCUGUCACGCUUCGAGAGCGAUCGUACGAUUUCCUUCAUUCCUCCAGAUGGAGAGUCUGAACUGAUGUCCUACCGCAUCAACACUCAUGUGAAACCGUUGAUAUGGAUUGAAUCGAUUAUUGAGAAAUUCUCACACAGUCGAGUGGAAAUCAUGGUUAAGGCAAAAGGACAGUUCAAAAAACAGUCUGUGGCAAAUAAUGUGGAGGUCAGGGUUCCUGUCCCCAGCGAUGCCGACUCACCCAAGUUUAAAACCAGCACAGGCAACGCCAAGUAUGUGCCUGAGAAGAACAUGGUUGUGUGGACCAUCAAGUCUUUCCCUGGAGGGAAAGAGUUUCUCAUGAGAGCUCAUUUUGGUUUGCCGAGUGUGGAAAACGAUGAGCUUGAGGGCAAGCCUCCCAUCACUGUGAAAUUUGAAAUCCCCUACUUCACAGUGUCGGGAAUCCAGGUGAGAUAUAUGAAGAUCAUAGAAAAAAGUGGCUACCAGGCUUUACCAUGGGUGCGCUACAUCACACAGAGUGGAGAUUACCAGCUGAGGACAACGUGUAAAGGACCUCUCAUCAUGCCACAUUUCCAGGACUUUCACAGAAGCAAAAAUGAUCACUUCUAGAGGACAAAUUGAAUGUUUUUAAAUGUUUCCUGCUCCUUGCAAUAUUGAUUGUUGAUGAAUUGUGUGUUCAACCUGAUUUUAAUGUUUUAACUGUGAGACUGCUGCAAUCUAUUUAAAUGUUGAAUUAAAUAAAAAUUCUG
Salarias fasciatus (jewelled blenny) is the source of this 1643-nucleotide messenger RNA. It is a transcript of the gene ap1m2, whose product is annotated as adaptor related protein complex 1 subunit mu 2. The transcript has 12 exons. Gene Ontology annotation, cellular component: clathrin adaptor complex. The coding region runs from base 160 to 1503 and encodes 447 amino acids. Gene Ontology annotation, biological process: vesicle-mediated transport; intracellular protein transport. Lineage: Eukaryota; Metazoa; Chordata; Actinopteri; Blenniiformes; Blenniidae. The record is from RefSeq and is a predicted model, not a curated record.